GUUCCCUUCCAUGAUUAUGGUUAACUUAGUGAUGCGAAAACAACCUUUCCCUCAGUGAAUUAUACUGUAAAUACGUCUUGUAUGAAUCCAAUGUCUGGUAUUCGAUCUGCGCAACUUGAAACGGGCCUUGAUAUUACACACUCUGAAAAUUCAAAAUACUAUUGAGGGUGUCAGGUGGUUAACAGAUUCAAGUAUUGAAUGUGACAAUUAGACUGACGUUAGAACAAGGACUGCCUUCGGCUCUCACGUCUAGGUUUGAUCAGCUUUCACAGAAAACAGAAUAAGAGCUAUCACGAGGAUAUGAAAACCGCCUGUCUGUAUAAGCACCAGGGCGGCAAACAUACGUUUGUCGGUUUCCAUAGCAACACAAAUUAAGCAAAAAACCAAUUUAAGUUUUGCCGACUGUAAAAAACAAUACUUAAAUUGACGUUUUCGAUAUUACUCCUUGACUUGUAAAAAAUCAAGGAUUAAUUAACGUCAGGAAAGACAAAGUCCAAUAGAAAAAGAUUUUUAAAACUUAGGCUGAAAUUCAGAUGAAAUAGAUAUUUUGUUCUAGAUAUGAAACUAGACUAAAUGCCAGGCUCCUUUACCAUCGAAACAUAAUGACAUCGCUAAUCGCUUCCACUUAUGGAUUACUUAAACAAAUAUCAUAUUCUUUGACAUUUUAUAUUUUCCCAUUUUUACGAGAGUAAAAUCAAAAUGAAAAAAAUUAACCGGCGCUGAAUUUGUUAGCCUGUAAAAUAUGUUAAAAAUGACAGCGAAAAAAUUAUAUCCUUCGUGUCUUGUGACGAACUUUAAUUUUUUCACAGGUUGCUUGUUUCGAUAAUGAUUAUAAUAUUUAUAUCUUUUUAUGCACAAUUUACACACAAAUAGAACUGAACUAUUUGUAUUUUUACAGAAAGGAAUCUCUCAUUGAACUAAGACAAUGAAAACCGGCGUCAAUGUUGAGCAAAAAUAAAGAAUAAAUGGAUAAACGAAAAAAAAGAAAAAAAAAGAAAAAAAAGUAAAAAAAAAAAAAAAAAAAAUCAAUGACCAGGGAAGAACAAGGAUAUCGGAUAAUUCAAAACAAUGAACACAUCGUAAAUAUACAUUUUAGAAAUAUUCUAAUUUCUUCCUUCCCACUGUCGCAAAAAGUGUCACAAAAAAUUUAACAAGCUAUGCCAAACAUAGUUUCCAGUGUUUUCCAGCGCAUAUAAAUUAACAUUUUUAGAUUUUGAGUAUAGGUUCUUUCCUUUUCUUUUGAAAACUAAAAUAAAAAUUGCAAAAAACAAUGAGUUUUCUAAUGUUUACGGGAAAUUUAGGAAAAUCGACGCCCCACUGUCACAUACUUUGAAAUAAUAAAGACGGCAGGAAAACAGCUAUCGUGAUGACAGAAAUGAUUGAAUAAGUACGAUGACUGAUUGACUUGAUUGGCUAUAAGAUUAUUUCAUUUCCGAGAGAGAGAGCCAACGGCCCAAGCCAAAAAAAAUGGAAAGCAAUUAUAUGAAAUAUUCUUAAACACUCAAAAAUGAAAACAAAAACUUCGAUAUUAUGCCAAAAAACGUGCUAACAAAUAAGAGUAAAAGAGUACUCUGCCAUUUUACGCUUUGUUAGGAAAAAUACUAGAUACAAAUAUGUAACUUUCUUUUCUACAUGCCCAGUAAUACAAUUCAUUUGAGCACUAUGAUUCGAGUUAUGACCUAGUACCCUAAUCUUAUUUUGUAUAGGAGAACUGUUAGACGACGUGCUCUUGGGAUUUUUUUUGGGUGUGUCAAACCACACGUCUAGGUUUGAGCUGUAUACUCUCUAUGCCAAUAAUGCCGUGUCAAACUGCCAGUACAGAUCAAUUAAAGUUAUUUUUUUGAAUCAAUAUUUGUGCUUACGCGUUCCAAAUUUCUUGUAUAUAGAAACAAAUAAAAAGAACAAGUACCUUCAUUUAUCCACUAGUAUCGCUAGCAUUCGUGCAGCAAUGUUGUGCGGUGAAUAUUUUCUCAUUCUAAGUUUUAUCUCUUCUAUUACGGUAAUUCGAGGUGGGUUGCAGUUAUGGUACGAACGGGAUUGCAUCAAAGGCAAAGGUCUGAAUGGAAGUAUUUUGAAGACUUUUGAAGAAUUUCCCAACCCAAAUCCUGGUGCAUGUUUUACUAAAUGCGCCCAUGAUUGCAGAUGUGAAUCGUUUCAGUUCGUUAAAAACGCCSAGAACAACUCGUUAUGCCAACUGAAYGGUUACCCUUUCGAAAAUUCCACGGAAACCAUGGUUGAAAUGGAGGAUUYUAUUUUCUGUAWUAUGACGAAUGAGCGAUCUUCUAAGGGAUGUAGUCCUUGUGAUGAGGGCUGCUGCAACAGCAAGGCUAAUCCAUGCACACUGGCAGGUGGUCRAUGCAUCGUCGGCUGUAACACUAGACCAAGAUACAAAUGCGUGUGUGAUGACGGUGAAGUAGGAACAAAGUGUACACCAAGACCGAAGAGUUGUCGAGAUGUGUUAAGAUUCAAUUCAUCUGCAAAGUCUGGUCGUUACACCAUUCAUUUGGCAUCGGACAGACAUAUUACGACACAGGUCUUCUGUGAUAUCUAUUACGAUGAAGCCUGGACAUUAGUGGAAUCGUUCAGGCGUAUUGACCAAUCAACGUUCGACGUGCCAUUCUACAGAGAUUACAAGCAGGAAUCCCCUGGUGACAUGUUGUCUGGGUUUAGACUGUCACUACAAUGGAUGAAGUCGAUAAAAUCCCAUUCCACGAAAUGGCGAGCUACAUGUAAUUACAAUCCACAAGUCCAGCUCGACCGCAUUGAUCUUGUGGUGACCACGUUUAAGAAGAUCGAUUUGUUGUCUACUGAACUUAAACCUGGUUGUCAUGAAGUCAACUACAUCAACAUCAACAAGUACCAGUGUCACGACUGUACCACGUGGUUCUCACAAAGAGCCAAUGAAAGCGCGCAUUUCUCUCCCAAAUAUGGUGAAAUGCACGGUUGCUUUUAUCGGGGACCCCCCGAUUUCCCUGUUGAGUCACGUGCCUUUGGAAGUUCCGCUACGUUUUACAGUUCGUUCAGGUGCACCGAUGGAAUGUUUUCGACYACAGCUUUCUGGUUUGGAGGGUAAAAGUAUAGAUAGAACGCUGUGUGGUCACGCGAUGCAAAAGAUUUCGUGACUGGCGACUGGUUUCGAUGUCACUAGAAGUUCAUAAAACACAACACAAAUCUUAAAGCAUUAUGGUUUAAGAUUGGUUUUUGAUCGUAAUAUUAUACUUUAUCUAUUGUAUUCAGUGUAAUUUUUUUUUCCCGGUAUUGAAAGUUUCAGUUUUGACUUCAAGACCUUCAAGUCAGUACGUUUUAGCCACUUACUUUAAAAAUAACUCAAAAAUAUCAAUUUAUACAUUUAACCAUUAUUCAUUCGUGUAUUUAUCACCAUUUCCAACUUGGAAACAAAUAAAAUUGUAGAAAAGAUCGUUUUCUAGGUUAAAUUCAUGCUUUUACAUGCCCAUGUAAAAAUCCUUCAUAAACAUGUCGUCAUUUCUAUUUAUAGCAUCGAUGUAAUYGAAUGAUGUAAUGUUGUCAACCGAGGUAGAAAUAAAAUUAUGCUCGGUAUAAAACACUGUUGUGAGCGAUUUCUUGCAGUUUAAUUCAACUCUGAWAACUACAACUACAAUGCCAGCUACAAGGACAAUAUCUAAYCAGAGAAGUACUACUCAAAA
This is a messenger RNA of Exaiptasia diaphana, 3665 nucleotides long. RefSeq names its product AAC-rich mRNA clone AAC4 protein. The record is from RefSeq and is a predicted model, not a curated record. The transcript is spliced from 4 exons. Lineage: Eukaryota; Metazoa; Cnidaria; Anthozoa; Actiniaria; Aiptasiidae. The coding region runs from base 1949 to 3073 and encodes 374 amino acids.